AAAACAAUUCCACCUCCAAAAACCUUCGCUAAACUCUCCCCUCUGUAAUCUGGAGUCAUUUCCGACGAGACUUGACGAACGAAUCUCUUACCUCUCUCAUGCACUGAUCACGAAGCCCAUCCGGUCGAUCGCUCCAGGCGCUUUGCUCCCAUGGCGGAACUCUCCAAGCUCGCUGAGCUUCUUUUUGACGGGAAGCCAUCGGACGUUCUCGCUCUGAGACUUCGAUCCGAAUCAGUUAAACCAGGGCUCGAGAAGUUCUACGCAGUCCUCCGGCGAGGCCUUGAUGCGAUUGCAGGCGGAAAACUAGUGUUCGAGUCGUGGACCCACUCGCAGAUUCAGGCGGUUUGUUCCGUGGCAUCUGCUAUUGCUACAGCCACUCGAUCUCUCUCUGUUGAACAAGCGGAACCUAUAAUUGUCGCAAUCGUGCAACAGUCACUCGAGUUCGCGACGUGUUUUCUGGAGAAAACUGUGUCAAGCAAUGAUGAUUUGAAUCUUCAGAAUAACAUGGCACAGCUAUUGGAGGCAACAUUGGUUGAUGGAAUGGAUAAAGAUUCUGAACCUUUACAGCCAUGCUCUGUGGAUGCCUUUGUUGACUUAUUUGAACAAUCCAUUGUUAUGUGUGGUGGAAUUGAGCUGGAGAAAAACGUUAAAUGUAAUUUGCAAGAUGGGUUUAGUUGCUCAAGAGAAGAGGAAAAAAUGGAUCGUUUAUUGAUGACACUAUUUUCUGAAUGCAUGCAACCAGACAGCCUGACUCCACGGUUUACUGGACCUAAUUUUCUCCGGGAUUCGAAUAGAUUGGUUUCUCUAUCCCAGCAUUGGGCAGUUUUUCAUGUGGGAUGCAUUCGACGUCUUAUUUUGCUCUGUAAAGAGCUGGUUGAGUCUCCAGGUAAGUUUGAUGAGAAGAUGGCAAGUAUGAGUUCUCGCAAGAAACUGUCACUGUGUUUGAGGAUUUUAAAACUACUUGGAAACCUUACAAAAGAUAUGCCAUAUAUUGAAUAUGAUGCUGCAUUGUUGCAAGCAGUUGCCUUAUGUGCUGAUGUUCUACCUUGUUUGUUUAGAACUGAGUUUGAGUUUGUAAAUAGCCAUGUGCCUGUUGAGAGUAGCUCUGAGGGCCUCAUACUGUUGGUAUUGGAAGAGUUUCUUCAUGUUGUUCAAGUUAUUUUCUUUAGCAGCAGUGUUUUACAGAAUAUUCAGGCAUGUAUAGUAGCUUCUAUAUUGGACAAUUUGGAUUAUAAUAUAUGGAGAUAUAACAACUCUGCUCCAAAUUUAAGGCCGCCUCUGGUAUACUUCCCUCGUAGUGUCACGUUCAUUCUGAAACUCAUAGAGGAUGUUAGAAAACAACCGUAUCAGGCUCUCAAUUGGAAGGAGGUCGAUGGGGAUCAAAAUGGGAUUUAUGCUGGUUUCCAGGUUGAUUUUUCAUCUUGCAAUGUUCCCUGCAAGAAGAUUUCUUUACUUAAGAAGUACACGGUUGAGGAACUGUUAAGGAUGAUAUUCCCUUCAUCUAAGCAGUGGGUGGACGACCUGGUGCAUCUUGUUUCAUUCCUUCAUUCUGAAGGAGUAAAACUCAGGACAAAGUUGGAGAGAUCAUAUUCUAGUAGUGCAAAAGCUAGUUGCGCAUCUGAAGCUGAAAAUUCUGUUUGCCACGAAGAUGAAGCUCUAUUUGGGGACCUUUUCUCUGAGGGGGGGCGCUUGGUAGGAUCUAAUGAUGGAUAUGAUCCUACCCCUGCAUCUGUCAGUUCCAUUUCCAGCUCUUGCAAUUUGCCACUUCAAGCUGCUACUGAACUUUUGAGCUUUCUAAAAGCGUGUGUCUUUUCUCCUGAUUGGCAUCCCUCUGUUUAUGAAGAUGGUUGCAAAAAGCUUAGUGAAAACCAUAUAGAUAUUCUGCUUUCCAUACUUAACUGCCGAGCAUGUUAUUCUGAAGACAAGACUACUGAUGGUGGUGCAGGAUUGCAUGAACAAAAGAAGAUUGGGCAUACCCAUGAACUUUGCUUUGAGCUUUUAAAUAAUCUUCUCACUUGCCACAACUUGUCAGAUCAACUUGAGGAAUACCUUGUGGAGCAAAUCCUGAAUGUUGAAAACGGCUUGUUUGUUUAUAAUAAUCAGACCUUAACCUUGCUAGCUCAUGCUCUUAUCUGCAAGCAUGGUUUGGCUGGCAGCCAGUUAAGAACCAAACUUUACAGGGGAUUUGUGGAUUAUAUUGUUGAGAAGGCGAAUUCUAUCUGUUCAGGAUGUCCUACCCUUAAGGAACUCCUUGAGACGCUUCCCUCUUUGUUUCACAUUGAGAUUCUUCUUAUGGCAUUUCAUUUAUCUCCUGAAGGUGAAAAGGCAACUCUAGCAAAGUUUGUAUUUUCUUCCAUAAAAGCAAUUGAUUCCCUCCCUUCUGGUUUUAAUAGUGCGCAAUUGUCAUGCUGGGCUUUACUAGUUUCAAGGUUGGUUUUAGUGCUUCGUCAUAUGAUAUUCUAUCCUUUUGCUCGCCCUUCAUCAUUGCUUCUAGAUUUGAGAUCCAAGUUGAGGGAAGCUCCUCUUUCUGGUAUCCAACGUUCUAAUAAUGUCAGUGAUCAUUUGUUGUCUUGGGCAUCAAUCGCACUAGAGAGUGUAAUGGGUUCAUGGAUCAAAGAAGAGUCUGUCAUAAGCAGCUUACUUAGUCAACUGAUUGAUGUUGCAGUGUUUCCUGCUUCACUUUGUAGAGAUGAUCCUGGCAUCCAAUGGCUACAGUUGAGUUGGGAUGAAUUAUGUGCCUUCUUCUCUCAGAUUCUAGGGUUAUGGAAAGGAAAGAGAGCAGCAUCUGUGGAAGAUCUUAUUAUUGAAAGAUAUAUUUUUGUACUUUUUUGGGAUAUUCCUACCACAGGCUGUACACUGGACCAUCUGCUUCCCCUUUGCAGUGAUUCCCAGGUUUUGGACAUGUCAAACAUGGAGUCUUUCAUUUACUUCAGCCAUUUCCUUCUAGGCCACUCAGCUGUCGUCGGAAAGGGAAUUAAUUUCCAAGAUGUGGUUGUUGGUCUGCUUCAGGACUUGCAUGCUGUUCAUGUACCGGGUAAUGUUGAGGAACUAGGUUGGGAUUUCUUGAGGUGUGGAUUGUGGCUAUCUCUAGUACUGUCCUUAUUAAAUGCUGGCAUCCAGGGAUAUUGCAUGAAGAGUAUAGUCCCUGCAGAAGGUUUGGGAUGGACAGACUGCGCGUCCAAAGACGAUGACUACCUUAUUCUAGCUGAAGGGUUAAUAGCUGGUGUAUUUGAGGUUGGUCAAACUGCACUGCUACUUAAGAUGUUGUCCUCCUUGUUGAGCAGAUAUUUACAGGCUUAUCAAAAAGCUUUUAUUUCUACCCUUGAUAAUAGCCAGCAACAUAUUGAUGGAUUCUCACCCCUAUUGCUUCUUAAGCAUUCUGGGUUUGACAAAGUUAUCCAGAAUGAGCUGGUUGAGAAGAGUGGAUCCAAUUUGUGCCAGUUGGAAUCUGUUUGUGGCCUCCUACAAAAGUUAGAAGUCAUCCUUGACAAAAGAGCUUCAGGAAUUUUGUCCAAGGUAUUUUGGGAAUGUAUGUUGCAUGGUUUUCCCUCAGAACUUCAAAUUCCUAGUGGAACUCUUCUUUCUUGCAUUCUUAGCAUAAAGGGAAUCAUUGGUGUUCUAGAUAGGCUCCUUAAAAUUUUGGAUGCAAGGGGAAAUAUUUGUCUGGAUUCUGCUUUACUUCAUGAGAUUCUUGAUUCAGUAAUGACUAUUAAGUUUGACAAGAUCUUUGAAAGCCUUCAUGGAAAAUGUGGAGAUAUAUAUUGCUGCUUGACUUCUGGUUUGGGUGGGCCAGAUUAUAGCUGUUUAUUUCUAAUGAAGCACAUGGAGCAGUUUUUGAGGGAUAUUAAUGCAUUAGAAGCAAUUGAUAAUCGUAUUCUUGAAUGGAUUGUUACCAAGACUAUUGAUACCAUGGAUAACCUGAGGAAAGACUCUUCAAGGGUGGGUAUGUUCAAUUUUUAUCUUGGAGCAGAAGACGUUUCAGAGGGGGUCAAAGAGCUGUUUGGGCUGCAACGUGGUGAUUUGUUGGUCCUGAUUGGUUCACUGGAUAGUUGCUUCAGUGAAUCAGUUAACAUAAAGGUUCUUAACUUCUUUGUUGACCUCCUAUCGUGGGAACUUUGUACUGAUCUCAAACGGAGGAUACAGAAGAAAUUCCUGGGAACGGACUUGCUUUGCCUGUCUCAGUGGUUGGAGAAGAGGCUGUUAGGUUGUGUGAUGGAAUCUUCAGGUGGGUUUGCAUCUACAAAAGCAUGUUCCAUUUCUCUCAGAGAAUCAACAAUGAAUUUUAUUUUGUGCCUUGUAUCCCCUCCUGAAUUGCAGUCAAGAGAACUACACAAUCAUUUGUUUGAAGCCAUGCUGGUUACUCUUGAUGCUGCAUUUAUGCAAUUUGAUAUUCACACAGCAAAGUCCUAUUUCCAUUUCGUGGUUCAACUUUCAAAGGGGGAAGAUUUGAUGAAAUCACUUUUGAAUAGGACUGUGCUGUUGGUUGAGAAGCUGGCUGGUGAUGAACGUCUGCUUCAAGGGCUAAAGUUUCUAUUUAACUUUCUGGGAACUGUGCUGGCAGAUUGUGGCUCUGGUAGGAAUAUGCUAGAAAAAUAUUCUGUGAGGUCUCUAUCUAACAGUGGCCUUGGUGUGGGAUCCCUAUCUUCUAGGUCAGUAGGUUCAAGAAAAAAUUCUGGGACUCUGGUUCUCCCUUCUAAUCCGGAAGGGGGGUCAACAUCUAUUGAAUGUGAUGCAACUUCUGCAGAUGAAGACGAGGAUGAUGGAACUUCUGAUGGUGAGGUGGCUAGCAUGGAUAAGGAUGAAGAUGAGGAAGCUAACAACGAAAAGGCCCUUGCUUCUAAAGUUUGCACAUUUACAUCCAGUGGCAGUAAUUUCAUGGAACAACACUGGUAUUUUUGUUAUACAUGUGAUCUGACUGUAUCAAAAGGCUGUUGCUCUGUGUGCGCAAAAGUUUGCCAUCGUGGUCAUCGGGUUGUUUAUUCUCGUUCGAGUCGUUUUUUUUGUGAUUGUGGAGCAGGGGGCGUCAGAGGUAGCAGCUGUCAGUGCUUAAAGCCUCGAAAAUUCAGUGGAAGUAACGGUGCACCUGUUCGCAGCACUGGAAAUUUUCAGUCCUUUCUACUCUUCACAGAUGAUGCAGAUCAACUGGCUGAUAGUGAUUCAGAUCUAGAUGAAGAUGUCUAUAUGGAUGUAGAUAAUUCAGUCAGGUUAUCUAUUCCAAAAGAGCUUCAAGAUCAAGUACCAUUGUUCCUUGAAGAACUUGGUGUUGAGGAUCAGGUGCUUAAAUUUUGCUCCUCAAUGUUGCCUUCCAUUAUAAGCAGAAGAGAAGCUAAUUUUACAACAGAUAAGAAAAUUGUUUUGGGUGAGGACAAAUUGGUUUCAUAUGGUGUUGAUCUUUUGCAAUUGAAGAAGGCAUAUAAAAGUGGAUCUCUGGACUUGAAAAUUAAAGCAGAUUAUUCAAAUGCCAAGGAACUUAAAUCCCACCUAGCCAGUGGCUCUCUUUUCAAAUCCUUACUUAGUGUCAGUAUUCGAGGCCGACUUGCUGUUGGAGAAGGUGACAAAGUUGCCAUAUUUGAUGUUGGUCAGUUGAUCGGACAAGCUGCUGUUGCACCUGUGACAGCAGACAAGACUAAUGUUAAGCCUCUUUCUAGGAAUGUUGUUCGCUUUGAGAUUGUACAUCUUAUUUUUAACCCAAUGGUUGAGAAUUAUCUGGCUGUUGCAGGCUAUGAAGACUGCCAGGUCCUCACUGUAAACCAUCGUGGUGAGGUUACUGACCGUCUUCCCAUCGAACUUGCACUGCAAGGUACCUAUAUUAGACGCUUAGAUUGGGUUCCAGGUUCUCAGGUGCAACUAAUGGUGGUAACCAAUAGGUUUGUCAAAAUAUAUGAUCUAUCCCAGGACAACAUCAGUCCCAUGCACUACUUCACAAUACCUGAAGACAUGAUUGUGGAUGCUACCCUUGUAGUGGCAUCACAGGGUAGGGUGUUUCUUCUUGUUCUUUCGGAGCUGGGAAGCUUAUUCAGGCUAGAAUUGACGAUGGUAGGCAAUGCUGGUUCAAAACAAUUGGAAGAAGUUAUUCAUAUUCAGGAUAGAGAGAAGCCUAUUAUGGGCUUAUCUGUAUUCUUCUCAUUAACUUAUAAAUUGAUUUUCCUGUCAUAUCAAGAUGGCACCACGUUGGUAGGGCGACUAAAUUCUGAUGCAACAUCUCUAACCGAACUAUCUGCCAUGUAUGAGGCAGAGCAAGAUGCAACACUACGACCAGGUGGACUGCAUCAUUGGAAGGAGCUGCUGGUUGGUAGUGGCUUAUUCAGUUGCUUUUCAAGUGUGAAAUCAAAUGCUGCACUUACUCUAUCCAUUGGGUCUCAUGAGAUAUAUGCACAGAACAUGCGUCAUGCAGCAGGUUCCUCUUCACCAUUGGUUGGUAUAACUGCCUAUAAGCCUUUAUCGAAAGAUAAAAUCCACCUUCUUGUUUUACAUGAUGAUGGAAGCCUUCAGAUAUACUCACAUGUCCCAGUGGGAGUUGAUGUUGGCGCAAAUGCGGCAUCAGAAAAAGUUAAAAAAUUGGGUUCUGAUAUUCUUAACAAUAAGGCUUAUGCAAGCACAAACCCAGAAUUCCCACUUGAUUUUUUUGAGAAAACUGUAUGCAUCACUGCAGAUGUGAAACUGGGUGGUGAUGCCAGUAGAAAUGGUGAUUCUGAAGGUGUGAAGCAAAGCUUGUCUUCUGAGGAUGGAUUUCUAGAAAGCCCUACCCCUGCUGGAUUUAAGAUAACAGUCUCAAAUUCAAAUCCUGACAUUGUCAUGGUUGGUUUUCGUGUGCACGUGGGUAAUACAUCAGCAAAUCAUAUACCUUCUGAGAUUGCUAUUUUCCAGAGGGUUAUUAAAUUAGAUGAGGGUAUGCGGUCUUGGUAUGAUAUUCCAUUAACGGUUGCUGAAUCACUCCUAGCUGAUGAAGAAUUUACCAUCUCUGUUGGACCAACCUUCAGUGGCUCGUCACUGCCCAGAAUAGACUCACUGGAGGUAUAUGGUCGAGCUAAGGAUGAAUUUGGUUGGAAAGAGAAAAUGGAUGCAGUGUUGGAUAUGGAGGCUCGUGUGCUUGGUUGCAACUCCUGGAUUCCAGGAUCUAGGAAGAAGUGUCAUUCUAUGCAGUCUGCUCCUAUUGCAGAGCAGGUGGUAGCAGAUGGCCUUAAGCUUCUGUCUAGGUUUUAUGCAUUGUGUAGGUCACAAGGAUGCUCAAAGCUCGAGGAAGUGAAAAUAGAGCUAAACAAGCUCAAGUGCAAACAGUUCCUGGAAAUAAUAUUUGAAAGUGACAGGGAACCCUUGUUGCAGGCUGCUGCUUGCUGUGUAUUACAGGCUGUCUUUCCUAAAAAGGAGAUUUAUUACCAAGUUAAGGAUACCAUGCGUCUUCUUGGGGUGGUGAAAUCUACAUCAGUGCUUUCUUCAAAGUUAGGCGUUGGUGGUACUACGAGAGGUAGUAUUAUUGAAGAAUUUACCACUCAGAUGCGUGCUGUAUCCAAGAUUGCUUUGCAUCGCCGAUCAAAUUUGGCAACUUUUCUGGAGAUGAAUGGUUCUGAAGUGGUCGACGGACUAAUGCAAGUUUUAUGGGGAAUCUUGGACAUCGAGCAGCCUGACACACAAACAAUGAACAACAUUGUUGUUUCUUCUGUGGAGCUUAUUUAUUGUUAUGCUGAGUGUUUGGCGUUACAUGGAAAAGAUACAGGGGCACAUUCUGUUGCACCUGCUGUUGUACUACUGAAGAAACUUAUAUUUUCUCCCAAUGAGGCUAUUCAGACUUCCAGCAGCUUGGCCAUAUCUUCAAGACUGCUACAGGUUCCAUUUCCAAAGCAAACCAUGUUAGUUACGGAUGAUGUAGAGAAUGCAGUGCCUGCUGCAGGGCCAUCUGAUCCUGCUGGUGGGAAUAACCAGGUCAUGAUUGAAGAAGACUCUAUCACUUCAUCUGUUCAAUACUGUUGUGAUGGUUGCUCCACUGUUCCUAUAGUUAGACGGAGAUGGCAUUGUACUGUUUGCCCUGAUUUUGAUUUAUGUGAGACUUGCUAUGAAGUACUAGAUGCUGACCGACUUCCCCCACCACAUUCUAGAGAUCAUCCUAUGUCAGCAAUUCCAAUUGAAGUGGAAUCAAUUGGUGGAGAUGGCAAUGAAAUUCACUUCUCAACUGAUGGCUCAAGUGAGGCAAGCUUGCUACAUGGGACAGGAGAUACAAGUGGUCAGACUUCUACUCCAUCAAUUCAUGUGUUGGAGCCUAAUGAAUCUGGAGAGUUUUCUGCUGCUGUGAGUGACCCUGUUUCAAUAUCUGCAUCAAAACGGGCAGUAAAUUCUCUGCUUCUUGCUGAGCUCCUCGAACAUAUGAGAGGAUGGAUGGAGACAACCUCUGGGGUUCGAGCUAUCCCUGUUAUGCAGCUCUUUUACAAAUUAUCAUCUGCUGUGGGUGGACCUUUUAUAGACAACUCAAAGCCAGAAAGCAUAGAUUUAGAAAAAUUAAUUAAAUGGUUUUUGGAUGAGAUUAAUCUCAACAGAUCUUUUAUAGCCAGAACCCGUUCUUCUUUUGGAGAAGUUACAAUCCUCGUCUUCAUGUUCUUCACAUUGAUGCUGCGGAACUGGCACCAGCCUGGUAGUGAUAGUUCAAUGUCCAAAUCAAGUGGGACUGCAGAUAUACAUGAUAAAAGCGUUCUCCAGAUCUCAUCCUCUGCUUCAGGUGCUUCUCAAUCUUCCUUUGAUGAUCAGGGAAAAAAUGACUUUGCAUCCCAGCUGCUUCGAGCAUGCAGUUCUCUUAGAAUGCAGCCUUUUGUUAAUUAUUUGAUGGAUAUUCUGCAGCAACUAGUUCAUGUUUUUAAGUCCCCUACUGUUAAUUAUGAAACUACUCAUGGUUCGAGCUCUGGGUCGGGAUGCGGAUCACUACUAACAGUACGAAGAGAGCUACCGGCGGGUAAUUUCUCUCCGUUUUUUUCAGAUUCAUAUACAAGGGCCCAUCGUGCAGAUAUUUUCAUUGACUACCAUAGGCUGUUGUUAGAGAAUGCUUUCCGGUUGCUUUACAGUUUGGUUAGGCCGGAAAAGCAUGAUAAGACUGGGGAUAAAGAAAAGAUAUACAAGGUUCCAUCUGGGAAGGAUUUGAAGCUAGAUGGAUAUCAGGAUGUUCUCUGCAGUUAUAUCAAUAAUCCUCACACAACAUUUGUAAGAAGGUAUGCAAGGAGGCUUUUCCUGCAUCUCUGUGGAAGCAAAACACACUACUACAGUGUUCGAGACUCUUGGCAAUUCUCGAGUGAGGUUAGUAAACUUUACAAGCAUGUAAGCAAGUCUGGAGGAAUUCAGAAUCCCACACCUUAUGAAAGGGGUGUUAAGAUUGUAAAGUGUUUGUCGACUAUGGCUGAAGUAGCAGCUGCACGGCCUCGGAACUGGCAGAAAUAUUGUUUGAGGCAUGGAGAUGUUUUGCCCUUCCUGCUGAAUGGAGUGUUCUAUUUUGGGGAAGAGUCUGCUAUUCAGACACUUAGACUUUUAAACUUGGCCUUCUAUGCAGGUAAGGACAUGAACCAUUCUUUUUUGCAGAAAGCUGAAGCAGGAGACUCUGGAACAAGUUCAAACAAAUCUGGUGCAGAGUCUUUGGAUUCAAAGAAGAAGAAGAAAGGUGAAGAUGGAACUGACACAGGUUUGGAUAAAUCAUCCUUGGAUAUGGAGUCAGUGGUGGAUAUCUUUGCCGACAAGGGAGGUGAUGUCUUGAGGCAAUUCAUUGACAGCUUUUUGCUGGAAUGGAAUUCAACCUCUGUCCGUGUGGAAGCCAAAUGUGUUCUUUGUGGUGCCUGGCAUCAUGGAAAGCCAUCUUUCAAGGAAACCAUGUUAGUCGCUGUCUUGCAGAAGGUAAAAUGUCUGCCAUUGUAUGGUCAGAACAUAGUUGAGUACACUGAACUAGUGUCCUGGUUGCUAGGAAAGAUUUCUGAUAUCAGUUCAAAGCAACAAAGUUCCGAAAUUUUGGACCGUUGCUUGACCCCUGAUGUGGUUAGGAGCAUCUUUGAGGCACUACAUGUGCAAAAUGAGCUCUUAGCUAACCAUCCCAAUUCCCGCAUUUACAAUACUCUAAGUGGUCUGGUGGAGUUUGAUGGGUAUUAUCUUGAGAGUGAACCUUGUGUUGCCUGUAGCUCACCUGAGGUGCCCUACAGCAGAAUGAAACUAGAAAGUCUAAAGUCUGAGACAAGGUUUACUGAUAACCGCAUCAUAGUAAAAUGCAGUGGGAGCUAUACUAUCCAGAGUGUGACCAUGAAUGUUCAUGAUGUUCGCAAGUCCAAAUCAGUGAAAGUUCUGAACCUGUAUUACAACAAUAGGCCUGUGGCUGACUUGUCAGAAUUGAAAAAUAAUUGGUCCUUGUGGAAGCGUGCUAAGAGUUGUCACCUUGCUUUCAUUCAGACAGAGUUAAAAGUAGAUUUCCCUAUUCCAAUCACUGCCUGCAACUUCAUGAUUGAGCUGGAUUCUUUCUAUGAGAAUCUUCAAGCUUUAUCUCUCGAACCGUUGCAGUGCCCACGCUGCAGUCGACCAGUCACUGAGAAGCAUGGGAUUUGUAGCAAUUGCCAUGAGAAUGCAUAUCAAUGCAGACAAUGCCGCAACAUUAAUUAUGAGAAUUUGGAUUCUUUCCUUUGCAAUGAGUGUGGAUAUAGCAAAUAUGGUCGGUUUGAAUUUAAUUUCAUGGCUAAACCAAGUUUUACAUUUGAUAACAUGGAGAAUGACGAAGAUAUGAAAAGGGGAUUGACAGCUAUAGAAUCUGAAUCAGAAAAUGCUCAUAGGAGAUAUCAGCAACUUUUGGGCUUCAAAAAACCAUUGCUUAAGAUCGUAUCAAGCAUUGGUGAGAAUGAAAUGGACUCGCAGCAGAAGGAUUCUGUCCAGCAAAUGAUGGUUUCAUUGCCUGGACCUUCAUGUAAGAUUAACCGUAAAAUUGCUCUUCUUGGUGUCCUUUAUGGUGAGAAGUGCAAAGCAGCUUUUGAUUCUGUCAGCAAAAGUGUUCAGACUCUGCAAGGGCUUCGUCGAGUUCUGAUGAAUUACCUGCAUCUGAAACACUCUGAUAAAACUGUGGCCUCAUCAAGAUGUGUAGUUUCUAGGUCUCCCAAUAGCUGCUAUGGAUGUGCAACUAUGUUUGUAACUCAAUGCCUUGAGAUAUUGCAGGUGCUAUCAAAACAUUCAAAUUCUAAGAAGCAGCUUGUUGCUGCUGGAAUCUUGUCUGAGUUGUUUGAAAAUAAUAUUCAUCAAGGUCCAAAAACAGCCCGCAUUCAAGCUAGGGCUGCUCUCUGUGCUUUCUCUGAGGGUGAUGUGAAUGCAGUUACUGAAUUGAACAGUUUAAUACAGAAGAAAGUAUCAUAUUGCCUUGAACACCAUCGCUCAAUGGACAUUGCUCUGGCCACUCGUGAGGAGUUGUUACUGCUUUCAGAAGUGUGUUCAUUGGCAGAUGAAUUUUGGGAGUCAAGAUUGCGUGUUGUUUUCCAGUUGUUAUUUUCUUCCAUCAAAUUGGGUGCCAAACAUCCUGCCAUUUCUGAGCAUGUUAUCCUUCCUUGCCUGAGGAUCAUAUCUCAGGCAUGUACUCCUCCAAAACCUGAUGCUGCAGACAAAGAGCAAGGAUUGGGAAAAUCUGCUUCUGUUUCACAGAUGAAGGAUGAAAACUCAACUGGAUCUUUGAGUGGUCUUGUCAGUAAUAGUAAGUUGAUGGCAGAUUCACCGGGGAAAAAUUGGGAUAGUUCUCAUAAGACUCAAGAUAUGCAGUUGCUGAGUUAUUCAGAAUGGGAGAAAGGAGCAACUUAUCUUGAUUUUGUGCGGAGACAGUACAAGGUCUCUCAGGCAGUCAAAGUUGCCAGCCAGAGAUCACGACCUCAAAGAUACGAUUACCUAGAUCUCAAAUAUGCAUUGAGGUGGAAGCGCCGUGCUUGCAAGACAGCCAAGAGCGAGCUAUCAACAUUUGAGCUUGGUUCAUGGGUUACGGAACUUGUACUGAGUGCUUGUUCUCCAUCUAUAAGAUCUGAGAUGUGCAUGCUGAUUAGUUUGCUUUGUGGCCAAAGUUCAUCAAGGCGAUUUAGGUUGUUGAACUUACUCAUGGAUUUGUUACCAGCUACUCUUUCUGCUGGUGAAAGUGCUGCAGAAUACUUUGAUUUGCUUUUCAAGAUGAUAGAUUCGGAAGAUGCUCGUCUGUUCUUGACUGUGCGGGGAUGUCUAAAUACAAUAUGCAAGUUAAUUACUCAGGAAGUGGGUAAUGUUGAAUCUCUAGAGAGGAGCCUGCACAUUGACAUAUCACAAGGAUUUAUUCUUCACAAGCUCAUAGAGCUCCUUGGCAAGUUUUUGGAGGUUCCUAAUAUUAGGGCCAGGUUUAUGCGAGACGACCUGCUGUCUGAAGUUCUUGAGGCAUUUAUAGUCAUACGAGGUUUGAUAGUGCAGAAGACAAAGUUGAUAAGUGAUUGUAAUCGUCUUUUAAAAGAGCUUUUAGAUAGUCUUCUGCUGGAGAGCAGUGAAAACAAACGGCAGUUCAUACGGGCCUGUAUUUGCGGUCUGCAAUUCCACGGAGAGGAGAGAAAGGGACGAACUUCCUUGUUCAUCUUGGAGCAGCUCUGCAAUUUGAUAUGCCCAUCAAAACCAGAGUCUGUUUACCUCUUGGUUUUGAACAAAGCGCACACGCAAGAAGAGUUUAUCAGGGGAUCAAUGACUAAGAAUCCUUACUCCAGUGCUGAGAUUGGUCCGUUGAUGCGUGAUGUUAAAAACAAGAUUUGCCAUCAAUUAGAUCUUUUAGGUCUUCUUGAAGAUGACUAUGGCAUGGAGCUGCUAGUAGCUGGGAAUAUCAUCUCUCUUGAUUUGAGCAUUGCCCAAGUUUAUGAGCAAGUUUGGAAGAAGUCAAAUAUUCAAUCUUCAAACACUAUGGUUAAUGCAUCCUUGCUACCCUCCAAUGCAGUUUCAUCAGCCAGAGAGAGUCCACCGAUGACAGUGACAUAUCGGCUUCAGGGAUUAGAUGGUGAAGCUACUGAGCCCAUGAUUAAGGACUUGGAGGAGGAUAGAGAAGAAUCUCAAGAUCCUGAGGUUGAAUUUGCAAUAGCAGGAGCAGUCCGAGAGUAUGGUGGACUGGAAAUUAUUUUGGACAUGAUACAGCGCUUACGGGAUGAUUUGAAGUCCAACCAAGAGCAGUUGGUUGCAGUGCUAAACCUCCUUAUGCACUGCUGCAAGAUCAGAGAGAAUAGGCGGGCCUUGCUAAGGCUGGGAGCUUUAAGUUUACUUCUUGAAACGGCAAGGCGUGCCUUUUCUGUGGAUGCCAUGGAGCCAGCAGAAGGCAUUCUCCUGAUUGUGGAGAGUCUGACAUUGGAAGCAAAUGAAAGUGACUAUAUUAGCACCACACAGAGUGUUCUUACAGUCACCAGUGAAGAGACUGGAGCUGGUGAACAGGCCAAGAAAAUAGUUCUUAUGUUUCUGGAAAGAUUGUGCCAUCCUUCUGACCUCAAGAAGUCGAACAAGCAACAGAGGAACACUGAGAUGGUUGCAAGAAUCUUGCCCUAUUUGACCUAUGGUGAAUCUGCAGCAAUGGAAGCACUUGUACAGCAUUUUGACCCGUACUUGCAAAACUGGGGUGAAUUUGAUCAGUUUCUAAAGCUGCAUUUAGAAAAUCCUGAAGAUGAGAUGAUUGCACAGCAGGCUGCUAAACAGCAGCUUGCAUUGGAGAAUUUUGUGAGAGUUUCAGAGUCACUCAAGACCAGUUCUUGUGGGGGAAGAUUGAAGGACAUUAUUUUAGAGAAGGGUAUUACUAGUGUUGCAGUUAGACAUCUAAGGGAGAGUUUUGCAGUAGCAGAGCAGGCUGGCUUUAGAUCUAGAGCUGAAUGGGCGUUGGGUUUAAAACUACCAUCCGUCCCACUCAUCUUGUCUAUGCUGAGGGGAUUGUCGAUGGGCCACUUGGCCACUCAAAGCUGUAUAGAUGAGGGAGGGAUUUUACCACUGCUUCAUGCUUUGGAGGGAGUCCCCGGAGAAAAUGAGAUUGGGGCAAGGGCUGAAAAUUUGUUGGACACGCUAUCUGAUAAAGAAGGAAAAGGGGAUGGGUUCCUGGUGGAGAAGGUCCAGAGGUUGCGGCAUGCCACGAGGGAUGAGAUGAGGCGUCGAGCUUUGAGGAAGAGGGAGAAGUUGCUUCAGGACCUUGGAAUGCGACGGGAAGUUGCUUCAGAUGGUGGUGAGCGAAUUGUUGUUGCUCAGCCAAUACUUGAAGGUUUAGAAGAUGUGGAGGAGGAGGAAGAUGGGUUGGCAUGCAUGGUGUGCCGAGAGGGUUACAGUUUGAGGCCCACCGACAUGCUUGGGGUAUACACUUACAGCAAAAGGGUAAACCUGGGUGUUGGCACUUCAGGAACUUCUAGAGAAUGCGUUUACACAACAGUCAGCCAUUUCAACAUUAUACAUUUUCAAUGCCAUCAAGAGGCUAAAAGAGCGGAUGCUGCGCUAAGAAAUCCAAAGAAAGAGUGGGAGGGGGCUACCCUAAGAAACAAUGAGACACUUUGCAAUUCUUUAUUUCCUGUGAGAGGUUCAUCCGUUCCAAUAGCACAAUAUAUCCGUUAUGUUGACCUAUACUGGGAUAAUCUCAAUGCUCUUGGACGUGCUGAUGGGGGCCGACUCCGGCUGUUGACCUACGACAUUGUCCUGAUGCUAGCUCGAUUUGCGACUGGUGCAUCAUUUAGCGCAGAUAGCAAAGGUGGUGGAAGGGAAAGCAACUCACGUUUUCUCCCAUUCAUGAUCCAGAUGGCUCGCCACCUCCUCGAUCAAGGAAAUCCAUCCCAACGCAGUGCCAUGGCCAAGGCUGUGUCAACCUAUUUAUCCUCAUCUACAGCGGAGUCCAAACCAUCUACUCCACAAUCUUCUGCGGGAACAGAAGAAACUGUUCAGUUCAUGAUGGUAAACUCACUUCUCUCGGAAUCGUACGAGUCUUGGCUUCAACACCGAAGAUCCUUCUUAGAGCGUGGGAUAUAUCAUGCAUAUAUGCAACGUACACACAGCCAACCUACACCAUGUGGAUCAGUCAGUCCAUCUGCUGCUGUAAAAGCAGAACCAGGCAGUGCCAGCAGAAGCCAUGUCCCAGAAACUGGGACCAGUGAUGACUUGCUAUCCAUCAUUCAACCAAUGCUAGUCUAUACUGGCCUAAUCGAGCAACUGCAACAUUUUUUCAAGGUAAAAAAACUGGCAAAUGUGUCUGCAGGGGCAGAGGGAAUCGGCGGGCAAUCUGAUGGGGAAGAUGAGAGUGGAAGGUUGGAAGGUUGGGAGUUGAUGAUGAGAGAGAGACUGUUGAAUGUGAGGGAGAUGGUGGGGUUCUCGAAGGAGUUGUUAUCUUGGCUCGAGGAUAUUAUGUCUGCCAGUGAUCUUCAGGAGGCUUUUGACAUAAUGGGUGUGUUGGCAGACAUUCUAUCUGGGGGUUUUGCGCGGUGUGAGGACUUUGUGCAUGCUGCAAUUAAUGCGGGGAAAAGCUGAGGGUUAAAUAAUAAAGGGCAAGGAGCAUCGCCUUGUGCUACGUGUUGUGAACUUUGUGGUAACGUGGUAUUUUGGUUGUGGUUGGCUAGUCUGUUGUGAUUAUUUAUUUAGUUCCAUUCCCGUGGGAUGGAAGGCAACAUGAGUGCCCCAUCCUGAGCCUUUGUACACGUUUGGAUAGCUCCUUGCAGUUGAAAACUUUUUCCCAAAUAAACUGUUGCUCAUCUUUAUACCAAAAUAUGCAUAUGCUGUUUGCUGUUUGGUUAUACCCUUUAUGUCGAAGGCCUAAUUGAAGGCAUCACAGCACUUUGGAGUGAGUUUAUAGUAUAAAUGUAAUAUAUGGACCUAGUUGCGCCCUUGA
Molecule: messenger RNA, 15820 nt
Organism: Malania oleifera
Lineage: Eukaryota; Viridiplantae; Streptophyta; Magnoliopsida; Santalales; Ximeniaceae
Product: auxin transport protein BIG
Exons: 14
Coding region: 151-15462 (5103 amino acids)
Biological process (GO): auxin polar transport
Cellular component (GO): plasmodesma; cytosol
Molecular function (GO): zinc ion binding
Source: RefSeq, a predicted model, not a curated record